Molecule: messenger RNA, 993 nt
Organism: Tripterygium wilfordii
Lineage: Eukaryota; Viridiplantae; Streptophyta; Magnoliopsida; Celastrales; Celastraceae
Product: PRKR-interacting protein 1-like
Exons: 2
Coding region: 232-720 (162 amino acids)
Biological process (GO): negative regulation of protein kinase activity
Cellular component (GO): nucleolus
Molecular function (GO): protein kinase inhibitor activity; protein kinase binding; double-stranded RNA binding
Source: RefSeq, a predicted model, not a curated record
GGUUUGGCUCCUCGCAACACAGCGACUGCCGUGGUGAGCUUUGUACUCUGUCGCCGGAAAUUUACUCUUGGUUACGGUUUUGACGAAUUUCAUAUAGGAAUCGUAAAAGCUUGGGAAUUCUUUCAUGGUUCAAUUCAAUCCCGUUUAGGGUUUAGUUAUUAGUGUAUCUGAAUAACUUCUCUCUAAAAAGAGAGGUAAAGAAAAUCAGUAAGGGCAAAGUUUUGAGCCAAAAUGUCCAUGGGUAGGCCUAAGGACGGGGACUUGCAACUGAUGGCGGCCCCAGAAAAAUCGAAGUCGCUACUCCUCCCACCUCGGCCUCCAGUAUCGGGUGCGGGAUCAAUGGCGCUUGUGGAAUACACGCCGGUCUUAACGGAAGAGGAGGAGGAUUUGGAGGUCAAGCUCCGGCGAAUCUUUGAGAAUGUUCCAGUUCGUGUCAGCAAUACCUCUGGUAGCUCUGCUGGUUCUGGAUCUGGUGACUUUCACCAGUAUCGGCAAAUGAGGAGGAAGGAACAAGAUCGGCUUGCCAGAAUGGAUGUUGACUACCAGAAAAGGAAGGAAAUAACAGAAUUCAACAUGCGGAGGGAAGAAAGAUUGAAAGCUGCAGAGGAACGAACAGCAAAGAAGCGUUUGAAACGGCAAAAGAAAAGGCAGAGGAAAAAGGAAAAAGAAGAGCAAGUUGAAUGCCAGCGGAGAAGAGCAUCAGAAAGAAGACGAGGAUGACUCGGAUAACGAUGCAUAAAACUAAACAAACUUAUAUCGAAUAAGUGUCUCCGAGCUGAAGGAAGUAGAGGAAACAAACUUCAUGAGAUUUGAGCCCUUUGUAUGGUCUAGUUUUCUGUUAUUGAUUGAAGCAACUUCCUAAGCUAAACUUGUAUGUACAUUGUCUAGGGAAAUGUCAGAGUCUAGAGGGAAGAUGACUGGGGGAAAACUUCAGAAAUGGUUGAUAUACCUGAAGAGAUUUGCUCUAUUGAAUGUAAUCAUUUUAUGUUAACA